Alnus glutinosa is the source of this 1323-nucleotide messenger RNA. Its product is annotated as pectate lyase-like. The record is from RefSeq and is a predicted model, not a curated record. The coding region runs from base 1 to 1323 and encodes 440 amino acids. The transcript has 4 exons. NCBI's taxonomy places the organism in Eukaryota, Viridiplantae, Streptophyta, Magnoliopsida, Fagales, Betulaceae. Gene Ontology annotation, molecular function: pectate lyase activity.
AUGGCACAAGUUCACAAUAAUUUCUUACGACUCUUCUUUUUUGUGUCCUUCUCUGUAAUAAUCCCCACCCUUCACGCUAACCGUACCGCUGAAUCUGACGAUUACUGGAUGCACCGAGCAGACGAAGCCCAAAAAGCCAACCUCUUGGCCUUUCAUUCACAUCCCGAGGAAGUCACCAAUGACUUCAACUCUCAUGUCAACAAGGCUUUGAUUGGAACGAACAGCACAAGAAGAAACUUGAGGAAGUACAGCGGUCCAUGCUUGGCCACCAACCCCAUUGACCGAUGCUGGAGGUGUCGCCCGAACUGGGCCCAAAACCGCAAGAGGCUAGUUAGGUGCGUCCUUGGCUUUGGCCACAGAGUCACCGGCGGAAAACGUGGUCCGAUUUACAUAGUGACCGAUCCCUCCGACAGCGACAUGGUUAAUCCAAGACCGGGAACCAUCCGGCACGCCGUUACCCGAAAAGGGCCCCUCUGGAUUAUCUUUGCACACAGCAUGGUUAUUAGGCUCAAUCAGGAGCUGAUCAUGACCGGCGACAAAACCAUCGACGGUAGGGGAGCCAAUGUGCACAUAGCUUUUGGUGCCGGCUUCACCCUCCAAUUUGUCAAUAAUGUGAUCAUCCAUAACAUUCAUAUCCAUGACAUCGUCGCGGGAAAUGGCGGGCUUAUCAGGGAUUCUCACGACCACGUUGGUAUUAGGACCCAGAGUGAUGGUGAUGGUAUCUCCAUCUUUGGCUCAUCCAACAUCUGGAUUGACCAUGUUUCCAUGUCCAACUGCCAAGAUGGCCUCGUUGAUGCCAUCAUGGGAUCAACUGCCAUUACCAUCUCCAACUGCCAUUUCACCCACCACAAUGAGGCGAUGUUGUUUGGUGCAAGCGACAGCUACUCCGGCGACCAGAUAAUGCAAAUUACAGUUGCCUUCAACCACUUUGGUAGGGGAUUGGUGCAAAGGAUGCCGAGGUGCCGAUGGGGAUUUGUUCAUGUGGUUAACAAUGACUACACUCACUGGGAAAUGUAUGCCAUUGGUGGUAGCAGCCAUCCUACCAUUAUCAGUCAGGGCAACCGAUUCAUUGCUCCUCCAAACCAGGCUGCUAAAGAGGUGACCAAGAGGGACUACGCGCUGGAGAGUGUGUGGAGUCAGUGGACAUGGAGAUCUGAGGGAGAUCUGAUGAUGAAUGGAGCAUUCUUCGUUCAAUCUGGGAACCGACUUGCAAAUAAGCCAUACUCAAGGCUGCAAAUGAUCAAAGCGAGACCAGGGACAUUCGUGAAAAGACUCACACGCUUCGCCGGCACCGUCAACUGCAAACCCGGCAAACGUUGUUAG